Spizellomyces punctatus DAOM BR117 is the source of this 710-nucleotide messenger RNA. RefSeq lists its product as uncharacterized. Lineage: Eukaryota; Fungi; Chytridiomycota; Chytridiomycetes; Spizellomycetales; Spizellomycetaceae. Gene Ontology annotation, cellular component: nucleus. Gene Ontology annotation, biological process: error-prone translesion synthesis; error-free translesion synthesis. The transcript is spliced from 2 exons. The record is from RefSeq and is a predicted model, not a curated record. The coding region runs from base 5 to 574 and encodes 189 amino acids. Gene Ontology annotation, molecular function: DNA-directed DNA polymerase activity; deoxycytidyl transferase activity.
UGCAAUGGACAAGUUUGUGAUAAGAACCAAGCGAACGAAUACGGCAGCAAAGGAUGUGAAACCAGCAACCUCUUCUUCAGCUCAUAAGACUCCAGAGUUUGGUGGACCAUUCAAGAUCGAUCACUACCAAAACCCUACUGCCGGCCAUCAAGUGAACAAUGGAGGAGGAGUGCAAAGAUAUAUGGCAGCGCGACAGUAUAAGCUGAGUCAACAAAAGCCAUCAAGCGUUUCGUCCAUCUUUGAUGGUGUUCACGUUUACGUAAAUGGCUACGUUGGCAGUAUGGACGAUCUCGAGUUUCGCAAACUGAUUCAGAGCCAUGGCGGUACGAUAGCGUUAACCUUAGCCCUCCGUACGGUAACCCACAUGGUUUGCACGUCGCUGUGCGCCAGUAAAACGCAAAAACUACUUUCUGCUCGACGGGCAACGGUGAAAGUUGUUCACCCAGAUUGGAUAAUACAGUCGGUCAAGAGUGGGAAAAGACUUCCCGAAAGUUCAUUCGGAGUCAUAAAGACUAAGAUGGUAUGUCAAGAUGUUCAGUCUAUUUUUGCUGUUGGUCAAACGUAUUCUACUUGAAACCAGAAAGCGUUAGAUAAGUUUCUGCCCUCCGACACUUCAGCAUAAUCGCGUAAAUGUACAUUUUUGUCAGGGCAGCAUAACUCACAAUAGAGCUAGAGAUAAUGUAAAUAAAAUGGUCCGUUUUACUAUGCUA